CUCACUAACGUCUCUCUCAAAUGUCAGUGUCAGUAUGGUUGGAACUACUUGUCAAGUUGCCUGUCUGCAGCGUUACCAGAUUGGGGGUUUUUUUCGCAAUUUUGGGGAAAAAGUUUAUUCUUGGGGGAAAAAUGAGGGAAUAGUAUCUUAAGGGGAAAAAAUACAUUACGGGGAAUUUUUGGAGGCUAGCACUUCUAAAACAUAUGGCAAUAAAAUAAACGUCCUUUUCAUUCGUCUUAAAUACUGGCUAAUAUAGAAGAAUACAGCCAGAGCCAUUUCAAAAUAGUCUUGUUAGUUAGUCUAUGACUUUCGCUGUCUUCUCAAUCAAGUCUAUGGUCUUGUCACACUUAUUGUUACUUUAAAAAAAGGAGCCCUUGCUGAGUUUCGUGUCGGUCUUCUUAGUACAAGGUCUCCCGCCAUAGAUUUGAUGGCGUAGCUUUCAAAUUUCUAGGGGGGUAAGUAACAAAGCGAAGGGUGGUUUUCUUUUCAGAAAUGUAUCAUUUUGGGGAAAUAUAAAAAUCAGUUUAGGAAAGUCAUGAAAAUUGCAUCUGACAACCCUGCCCGUCUGUCAGUCAAGUCGAAACGAAAUGUUUAUUUCAGUUUUUGAGCAAUAUGUUACAGUUUUUCCUUGAAAAUAAAUAAUAAUUAUCCAGAUUGUAGCCCAUAAAUAAAUGGGUACAUUGUGUCAUAAUGUCCGAGGACGAUACAAUCGAUAUUGAACAGGAAUUGGAUAAUCUUCUGACUGAAGUUCAACCAAAUUUGCAAGAUGUUAUCAAAAGGAGCUUUACGAACGUUGUAUUACAACAAACUAAAAAUGGUGAACAAGUUAAACCUGACACAUUGGAAGAUACAUCCUAUUUUGCUAAAAAUACGCAAGUAAACCUAACACGGUUAGAACUAGUCAAACCGCCCACAUUCCACAUGCAGUCAUUGUCUCUUGAUCUCAAAUCAAUGUCAUUGUCAUUGAGAUGUUCAUUAGGUGAAGUUAAAGUUAGAGGACUAUAUAGUGCAUUUAAUGAAAACCUCUACAAUCUGAUACCAGUUAUGUCUGAAGGGCAUGUGUUAAUAUCGUUGACAAACAUGACUGCAGAUGUCAAUGUUGGCCUUGUCCUAGAAGAUGAUGCAUUCUCCUUUAUCAACCCUGGAAUAGAAUUUGUUCACGAUGAAGUACUUGUCAAGCUUUCGUGGCCUUCACCCCAAAAAAGCGGAGGAUAUGAUUUUUCUACAACAGAACAACUAGCAAAACAUAUAGAUGAUCUCCCACUGACGGCUGCUAUAUCAUUACCCCUUUUUGCAUUACUGCGGGACAAACUGCAAAGGCACCUCGGCCUGGUGCUGAGGCAAGCCACCAGCAUAUCUGAGGUCGUCAGCUGCAAUCCUAGUCUAUUUGAGGCUUACAGUGCAAUGGUUGAUUCGUUGGCGUCGAAUGGCAACAAAGUUGUCGACAUGGUACUGAUUAAUAUGCGCCGUACGUUGCUGCAGUCGUGCCGCGAAGUACUGGAACUGCCGCCGCUACAAGCCACCUUCAUGCACAAAAUAGGGUCGAUAUCUUUCGUAGGAAAGUUUGAAACAGAACCCGGUUGGGUGAAGAACUUGGCCACCAUUAAUCGAGUAUGCGAUGUGAGCGUAACUAGACCUGACCCAGUGCGUACGUGUUUCCGCUUUACGCUCAGAAUCAAGGACUUCCAGAUAGGCUACGAUGAAUAUAGGAUCAAAGCAAUGGGCGUAUCUAGUUCGGGGCGUCUGGUAGCGACGUAUGGGCGGGCGACCCUCCACGCGGCGCUCAGCGUGGGGCUCGCCCGGUGGGAGCCCUACGCACAACUAGACGACCUACGGGUGCAGCAUAUGGACUCCAUGGACGUCCACAUAACGGGGCUGGGUCCGCUGAGCGGGGUGGUGGGGGCUGUGACGGCGUGGGCGCGGGGCGCAGGGAUCGCGCACGCGGCGCCGGCACUCGCGCGGCAGCUGCAGCACGAGACGCACGUCGCGCUCGCUGAGCUGCCGCUCUGGGAUAUGUUGCACGCGAAAUGAUAAGCCGCGAGUAGUAUUACAAUAGACAAUAUAGGUGGUGAUGACACAAAGUAUAUGAAAGGCAUGGGUAACCUAGCGUCGGCCGCGAUGGGAGAGAUAAUGGCUAAUUUAUUCCGCCAGAGGCGUAAGUGUCGCCGUAUUAUCAAAUCGGAACAGCUGUCAAAGUCACAAUGAAAUCCGACAAAUUUGGAUAAACUUGGGAUGCGUUCCAAACCUACGCUUCUACUACAAAUGCCAAUUUUAAAUGUUUUUUCAAUGUUACAUUUUAUGACAAAUUAAAACGUUCAGGGUAAGAAAUUACACUCAGAGUGUAGGUUACGAACGCAGCCUUAAGUUACAGGUUUGGCUAAACGACCAAAGCGCCAUCUGCAAAGAACUGUCCGUUUUCUUCCCCAUUGCAUCAACACAAUCCUCUGACUUACUCUAAUUUCAUUUAAUUAUAUUUAAAUUUAUUGCAUAUUUUAAGGGUCAGUUACAAAUUUAAACUGUUUUUGAACAUCAUACACAACUCCGGCUUUGUCAUUGGUUUAAAGUCAAAUAGAAACGGCAAAAGUAAUAAGUACUUUGGUGCUAGGGGUCCAAAUAAAUUUUAUGUUCACUCCAACUAAAAUUGUAUUGAUUGAUUCCUUGAUUCAAUUUAGAAUAAUAUAUUUCCACAAAUUCUAUUUUAUUACUUCAAUUUUGAAAUUGUUGGAGCGCAAGGAAAGUUGCGCUAAGUUACCCAUAUCUUUUAAAAAAAAAAGCAGUUUUUAUAGCAGACAUUUCUGAGUAACUGGAUUAAUCACUGCUAGGACCUAAACUUUGGCUGGUAACUUUCAAAUAUCGUACUAAUAGCAACAAACGCCAGAUAGAAAUGUAAUCUGCUCGAAUAAAAACAACAUUACCUUUGCAAAUAAACUUUCUUCCCUGUGGCAACCAUAGAUUUUUAAAUUGCAAUACAGAUAUUGUUUAGUCCUAUUGUAAUUACUUUACCGUUUCUUGUUCCAAGUUAGACAAAUUCAGUUCGUUCCUCUUAUGAGUAUUUCGAUAUUGAAUAAGGUGUAUUGAUAUCUGAAUAUAUAUGAUAGUACAAUAUUUAAUAAGAAUACAUAUGUUAUAUUUUACUUUUUGUUAACAUUAUUUUACAGAAAUUCGACACGUAUUUCAUUUUGUUACUUUCUUAGUAAUUGGUUUUAUUGUGUUGCUACUCAACACACCAUACGUACACUAUGC
Molecule: messenger RNA, 3243 nt
Organism: Chilo suppressalis (striped riceborer)
Lineage: Eukaryota; Metazoa; Arthropoda; Insecta; Lepidoptera; Crambidae
Source: the annotation of a GenBank genome assembly